Messenger RNA from Uranotaenia lowii, 1399 nucleotides. RefSeq names its product acylpyruvase FAHD1, mitochondrial. Gene Ontology annotation, molecular function: acetylpyruvate hydrolase activity. Gene Ontology annotation, cellular component: mitochondrion. The transcript has 4 exons. The coding region runs from base 647 to 1294 and encodes 215 amino acids. The record is from RefSeq and is a predicted model, not a curated record. NCBI's taxonomy places the organism in Eukaryota, Metazoa, Arthropoda, Insecta, Diptera, Culicidae.
CAUCGCAUCGCACUCACUAUGUCAUCGGCCUAUGUGAUUUGUGCGUGCGGCGCAAAUUUUUUACUGUAACUUUCGAAAGCAUGUCGAUUUUUUCAUCCUUCGAAGUUCGUCCAGAAGCCGAAAUUAGGUCCCAUUUGAACCUUUUUUGUUUGGAUUUUCAUUUUCUCCAAAAAACCUAUCAACCAACUUGAACACCGCUGCGUUAAUCAAUUGCUCAGAAUUAAGCACGGAGAACGGCUUCUCUCUGUUUCAUUUGAAUUCAUGUGCGGAUGGAUAGCUAGAGCAAACAAUCUCACUCUCUCGAACAAUUCUGGUUCUGAUAACAACAUGCGCCUGUAAAACAUUUACAAGAAACGACCUGUUGGUCUGGCCGUUCGUCUGGCUAGCAAGCUGCUUGCUUAGCACGGUAUUCGUCGUUCUUCAGUUGGCCCAGAGCGGGUACGUGGAUGCAUUGGUAUUGAUUUGAUUAUCUCGGUUGAUUAGGUGGAAGGUACAUAUUUGAGUUGAACUAAAAUUUACGUCCAGUUGAUAGGGGAUCGAGGACUGCUCAAGUUAAGCUGUUUUUGCCAUACAUCAAGUACCGGUCUUGCCAUUCUUGAAACAAUCAUCUCUGUUCGUCAGUAAGUGAAGUGCAAUUCAAGAGACAAUGUCGCGAAACUUUUUCAAAUCUACGCGUAAAAUCAUUGGUGCUGGCGUUAAUUAUAAGGAAAUCCUUCGGAUUACGAAUGCUGCUAAACCAGACAAUCCUGUGAUAUUCUUCAAACCGAUUUCAUCGCUGAUCUCAACUGAUGACGAUACAAUCAAGGUUCCGCGGGUCUUCGGUCAUAUCAAUUUCGAAGCCGAGCUGGGAGUUGUUAUCGGGAAGCGGUGCAACAAUGUGAGCCAAGAUCAGGCCAUGCAGUACGUGGCGGGAUACUGUCUGGCGCUCGAUAUGACUGGAAUGGAUUUCAUAAUCGAUGCCCGGCCUAAAGGAUUGCCCUGGUGUCUUGGGAAGGGUUUCGAUACCUCCACACCGGUGAGUCGGCUCAUAAGUGCCGAAGAGUUGGGCGAUCCCGCAAAUGUGCGCGUUUGGUGCAAGGUCAACGAACAGAUGAAACAGGACGAUAGCACAAAAAAUCUAAUAUUCUCUAUCCCGGAGCUGAUUGCAUUUACCUCUAAGUUUAUGACUUUGGAAGAAAAUGAUCUGAUAUUAACGGGGACACCUGCAGGUGCUGGUCCGGUUAAGGAUGGUGAUGUUCUUGAAUGCGGACUGGGUGAUUUCAUACAGAUGAAAUUCAAUGUUAAAAACGAAUGAUAGUCGAAGCUGCGCCGCAGAUCUUUCCGCUAAUUGGUGAUAUUCUAUCAAAUGGUCGUUGAUUGUUUUUGUAUAAAUAGAUUUUUUAUUGUUUUACUGGUUUAA